AUGCGUUCCUCUUCUCUUGCUGCUGCCGCCGGUGCCCUCGCUGUGCGAGGCAAGUACGAUGACUGGAAGUUCGGCAACAUGUUCAACCUCGGCCCCGCCAGCAACGCGAUCGCCAAGGCCACCUACACUCUGGUCCCUCCUUCUAUCCCCUGCGGAACAGUUGUCGCGGACAAGAAUGCCCAGCCUUGGAUGUCGAUCUGGGUUGGCAUCUCCCAGUCCCUGAGCGACGAUAGCACGGAUCUCUUCCAGCCCCUGCUGAACUGGGCCCCCAACAAUGCUCAGGAGGGCUGCCCUGCAGCCAACGACGCCUGGUGUGUCGCUGCCAGCACUUUCACUGGAACUGAGCAGGUUGCCCAGAGCUACGUUGCCAUUCCCAACAAGUCCAACGUUGACUUCGAGCUCACCUAUGAUGCCUCCAAGGGUGUGACCCAGAAGGUCUGGAUCAACGGCGCCCUUGUCUCUCAGCAGACCGACAAGGACAAGAACGGCAAGGCUCCUACCUGGAUCUAUUCCAGCAACGAGUGCUACUCAGGCGCCUGCGGUACCCUUGGUGCCUACAGCUGGAGCAACCUUACUGUCACUCUCAGUGAGGCCGACUCUAACUUCGGAGACACCCUUCAGCUUACCGGCGGCUCCUCCAGCGGUAUCAAGACUACUGAUGGUGGCAAGACCUGGCACGCCGACUCCAUCAAGAUCAACGAGGACUACUUCUACACCGAUGGAUCCAAGAAGCAAUGCUAA
Molecule: messenger RNA, 741 nt
Organism: Colletotrichum aenigma
Lineage: Eukaryota; Fungi; Ascomycota; Sordariomycetes; Glomerellales; Glomerellaceae
Exons: 6
Coding region: 1-741 (246 amino acids)
Source: RefSeq, a predicted model, not a curated record